Molecule: messenger RNA, 504 nt
Organism: Lobosporangium transversale
Lineage: Eukaryota; Fungi; Mortierellomycota; Mortierellomycetes; Mortierellales; Mortierellaceae
Product: 40S ribosomal protein S14
Exons: 3
Coding region: 26-481 (151 amino acids)
Biological process (GO): maturation of SSU-rRNA from tricistronic rRNA transcript (SSU-rRNA, 5.8S rRNA, LSU-rRNA); translation; ribosomal small subunit assembly
Cellular component (GO): cytosolic small ribosomal subunit; ribosome
Molecular function (GO): structural constituent of ribosome; small ribosomal subunit rRNA binding; mRNA 5'-UTR binding
Source: RefSeq, a predicted model, not a curated record
CUUUUUCUCUCAAUAAUUCAGCAAAAUGUCCAAGAAGGCCAAAUCUGCCCCAAAGGUUCAGGAGAACAUCUCGCUCGGUCCCCAGGUCCGUGGUGACGAGGAAGUUUUUGGUGUUGCUCAUAUCUUCGCCUCGUUCAACGAUACCUUUGUCCAUAUCACAGAUUUGACUGGUCGUGAAACUAUUUCCCGUGUGACUGGAGGGAUGAAGGUCAAGGCUGACCGUGAUGAGGCCUCACCUUAUGCUGCCAUGUUAGCUGCUCAGGAUGUUGCUGCCAAGUGCAAGGAAGUCGGAGUCACUGCUCUCCACAUCAAGCUCCGUGCCACCGGUGGUAACCGCUCCAAGACACCUGGUCCUGGUGCCCAAGCUGCUCUUCGUGCUCUCGCUCGUGCUGGCAUGAAGAUUGGUCGUAUCGAGGAUGUCACCCCUACUCCCACCGAUUCCACUCGCAAGAAGGGUGGUCGUCGUGGUCGUCGUUUGUAAAAAAAAAAAAAAAAAAAAAAAAA